Eleginops maclovinus (Patagonian blennie) is the source of this 6227-nucleotide messenger RNA. It is a transcript of the gene nfatc3a, whose product is annotated as nuclear factor of activated T cells 3a. Gene Ontology annotation, biological process: calcineurin-NFAT signaling cascade; cytokine production; regulation of transcription by RNA polymerase II. The record is from RefSeq and is a predicted model, not a curated record. The transcript has 10 exons. Bases 436 to 3723 code for a protein of 1095 amino acids. Lineage: Eukaryota; Metazoa; Chordata; Actinopteri; Perciformes; Eleginopidae. Gene Ontology annotation, molecular function: RNA polymerase II cis-regulatory region sequence-specific DNA binding; transcription factor binding; DNA-binding transcription factor activity, RNA polymerase II-specific. Gene Ontology annotation, cellular component: transcription regulator complex.
GUUAGUAAAAGUUGGGAUAGGAGCUCCGGAGAGAGAAACAGACAGGAGGAGAGAUAGAGAGAAAGAAGGAAAUAAAGAGGGGACGGACAAUUAACCAGACAAUUAAUCGGCUUUUAUAGCAGAGAAAGCACUCCUUCUUUGUUGUAGAUUAGCUCGGCAGACAGAGAGAAACAGUGCGGGAAGAAGAGACAGAGCGGACAGACGACUUUCUCUGAAGUUACGAGGAAGAGCAGCCACCGACCUGUUAUUUGGAUUUGUCAAACUAAGGGGGCAAACACUGCAUCGUGCAUGGCCAUAAACGUGUAUAACUUAAACAAAAGUUGAAGUUCGGAGUCGUGACAGUCGGUAAAUGUGGUGACAUUUUUUAGGAGAGCAUACAUUGCUCCAGCGGUCGACGGUCGAGUGGCGGGGUAAAAACCCGAGCUGUCAAACCCGAUGACGACUGCUAACUGCCCCGGGAAUGAGGAGCUGGACUUCAGGCUGAUUUUCGGAGAGGACGGGCAGCAGCAGCCGCUAGGGCCUGCAGAUCUGGAGCCCGAUGACAACACGUCAUUCUACAUCCUGAACGUGGGCCAGCCCCAGGCUAUGAUCACCAACCACCAGUCUCUUGGCCUGCCUCGUCAUGGCAUGCAGUCCCACUCCCAGAUCAUCAGCUCGUCCCCCCGCCUUCACUCACACAAACCAGGGUCUGAGCCUCCAAGUUAUGAAGCCCAAGACUCCAAGUACGGCUGCUCCCCCCUGCUGCCCUCGGCUCCUGUGGAGGCUCCGAAGGCCUUUGAGUGCCCCAGUAUCCAGAUCACCUCCAUCUCCCCUAGCUGCCAGCAGGAGAUGGACGCCAAUGAGCAGGAUCUGAGGGCCAAUGGCCCCGAUGGGGACUAUCACGUGGAUAGACCCCUGUCCAGAGACCACCUGUACCUGCCUCUUGACCACUCGUACCGGGACUCCUCGCUCAGCCCAAGCCCGUGCAGCAGCCUCUCCUCUCGGAGCUGGUUCUCUGACGCCUCCUCCUGUGAAUCUUUCUCACACGUCUAUGACGAUGUCGACUCGGAGCUAAACGAGGCGGCAGCCCGCUUCACCCUCGGCUCCCCUCUGACUUCCCCGGGCUGUGUCUCCCCUCAAACCUGUGGGGGGGUUUUGGAAGAGCAGCCCAACUGGCAGCACCAUCACCCCACCUUUGUGCACCACUCCCACUCCAUCAGCCUGUCACCCCGGACGUCCCCGUGCCACUCGCCGCGCACCAGUGUCACGGAUGAGAAUUGGCUGAGCCCGCGUCCCACCUCUAGGCCUUCCUCACGCCCCACCUCCCCCUGUGGGAAGAGGCGCCACUCCAGCGCUGACAUCUGUUACCCAGGCUCCUUGUCUCCUCAUCACUCACCCUCACCCACACCAGGGCCGUCACCGAGGGGUAGCGUGACGGAGGACAACUGGAUCGGCAGUCCUUCUUUAGGCAUGUCUCCCUUCCAGUGCUGCCCAUCUGAGGCAGACAUCCCGUCCAAGACGAGGAAGACGUCGCAGGACAGAACAUCAAUGCAGUCUGGGAAAGGAGACCUGGGGCUGGAUGACCAAGGAAAUAUGUCUCCUAAUCUAGACUCUCCUUCUGACGACGGUCUCCACAGUCUGAAGAAGGACGGGCCCGGUGAACAGUUCCUUUCAGUGCCCUCCCACUUCUCAUGGAAUAAACCCAAACCCGGUCACACGCCUAUAUUCAGGACCUCCUCGCUGCCUCCUCUAGACUGGCCGCUGCCAAGCCAGUUUGGCCAGUACGAAUUGAAGAUAGAGGUGCAACCCAAGGCCCACCACCGAGCCCACUACGAGACAGAGGGCAGCCGAGGAGCCGUCAAAGCCUCUUCCGGGGGCCACCCGGUCGUCAAGCUCAUUGGCUACACUGAGAAACCCAUCAACCUGCAGAUGUUCAUCGGUACAGCAGACGACCGUUACUUGAGGCCGCACGCCUUUUACCAGGUGCACCGGAUCACCGGGAAAACCGUAGCCACGGCCAGCCAAGAGAUCAUACUCUCCAGCACCAAAGUUCUCGAAAUUCCUCUCCUGCCUGAAAACAACAUGUCAGCCGGCAUCGACUGUGCUGGCAUCCUGAAGCUUCGGAACUCCGACAUCGAGCUGCGGAAGGGGGAGACGGACAUCGGAAGGAAGAACACAAGGGUCCGCGUGGUCUUCCGAGUCCACAUCCCACAACCCAACGGGAAGGUGCUCUCCCUGCAGGCCGCCUCUAUCCCUGUGGAGUGCUCCCAGCGUUCGGCUCAAGAGCUGCCCCAGGUGGAGAAAUUCAGCCUGACCAGCUGUCUGGUCAGCGGGGGAGAAGAGAUGGUCAUCACCGGCUCCAACUUCUUCCCAGAGUCCAAGGUCAUCUUCUUGGAGAAAGGCCCUGAUGGACGACCACAGUGGGAAGUUGAGGCAAAAAUAAUGCGUGAGAAAACUCAAGGAUCGUGCAUCAUUGUGGAGGUCCCUCCCUACCACAGUAAGUCUGUGGGCUCCGCUGUGCAAGUGCAGUUUUAUGUCUGCAAUGGCAAGCGGAAAAGGAGCCAAUCGCAGCGCUUCACUUACCUGUCAGUCUUGGUGAAGCAGGAGCUCAGAGAAGAGCUGGACCUCUCUGCAGUCUCCCCCAUGUCCAUGCCCCUGGCACAUGCUGCCGGACUGGUGCGCACCCAGCUGCCCUCUCCUGAGCAGUGCCACCCAUCGGACGGCCUUCUGUCCAGCUCCCCUCACUGCCUGGCCGCCGGCUCCGGACCUGGCCUGCUCCCCCUGCAGGGCCCCUGCCCCUCCCUGGGCUCCCCGUCCUUCCAGCACCUGCCUCACCUCCAGAGUCGCAGCUUGCACCACCCCCCUGCAGACUGCCACAUGACGUUCCACCCGAGCGCCGCCCCUGCUCCUCUUCCUGCCCCCCCCCGGCCCUCCUACCAGUCCAUGCAGCACAGCCACAGCCUGCCCUUCAACGGCCAGUCCAGCCUCCCCCCUCAGGGCUACGAGAGGAUGCCCUUCCAGCACAGCCCCACUGCAGUGUCUCACCCAAUGGGGAUGGGAAUGGUGUACCCUUCCUCCCCGUGCUCCUCACCCUCAGCUCCCAACUCCUCAAACAGCCACCCCAUUGCUGGUUCUCCCCAGAGCCAGCAGCCGCUGCUCAGCCCCUCAUCCCCCCACCUGCACACACUCGGAGGCUAUCACUGCUCCCCUAACCCCCCCCAGGUGUCCUCUCCCGGCGGCCACCCCCUCGUGGGGCAGCACUCCUCCCAGCUGCAGAGAGCGAUGGGCUACCACCCCGUGAGUCAGAGGUCAGCCUCCUGUCCCACCCCGUCCAGCGGCCCCGCCACCAGGAUGAUCCCCUCUCCCCACUCAGGGCCUUCCUCCCCUCAGCUCCACUCGCUGCCCUACCAGUCUCCCACCUCCUCCUCCCCCACAUCAGGUGGCAGUCCUCUGGGGCCCAUGCAGCACUCAGGACAGCAUUCCCCCCAGGCGACCAGCCCGGUCAUGACCAGCCUGUCCCCGGUGGCAGCGGGGCCUCUGGGUCACCCUUUAAGCCCACAAGGGCCCUUCCCCUCGGACAAAGAGAGGCCAAACAUCAAACAGGAGCCGGAGGAGAGGGAGCCCACCUUCCGUUCCAUCGGCCUGCAGGACAUCACGCUGGACGAUGUGAAUGAAAUCAUCGGCAGAGACAUGUCCCAGUCCCCCAGCUCUCACGGUCCUCCGUCAGCACACAACCAGUCAUAGCCCCGUCCACACCCAGGACCUGAUGCAGCCUUCUGGCUCAGGAAACGCCCCCCCACUGCUGCGACAAGGGCCCCGGUCCAGGUCCAGGUGCUGGUCCGGUGUGCGAUGGUACAAGAGGGGGCAGAGUUAAAUAGUACUUAUCUUCUUCAGAGAUAUAGGUACACUCGCUCCACUCAGAAGACAGAAAGCUGAGCAGGAGGAUGUGGACAUGUGGAGUCACAGCCCGCUUCUCUCAGAAUGCCGCUGUCUUCUGAAUCAUCAGAUCUGUCCGAUUGGAGCGCUCGCUCUUUCAAUACCUGUCGGUAGUGAAGGCAACACCACCUUCUCACCAGCAUCGCCCUUCUUGGACGAAGAAGACAUAUAAGAUUAAUAUAAACUCAGGAGUGCAGCGUGGUCUCACAGAAAGCCAGAGCUGGGAUUCAAAGCUACCCUAGAGGUUGUUUUAGUUCAGUAAGAAAGGCAAAACCACGAUAUAAAUCAGGAUAAAAAAGUGUGGCAAAACUUAUCAGAGUUGGAGAAAACUGUUAAAAAAAAACACAUUUGGAUCAUUGAAUCAAAUCAAACCGUUAUUUUGUUUUUAUAUCUGGCUGCAUUUUUCCACUUUGGUACCUGUUUUCCGGCUCUUGGCUCAGUGAUGCAACCCUUCAGGUCUGGAGUGCAGGGCCCAGCAGGGAGGAUCUGAUCUGGGAUCUGCAACCUGCAACAUUCCACAAGCAGCCAUGUAGAUAUCUGUACAUGAACCCCCCCCCCCCCCCCCAUCAUUUACUCCCUCCCUCUUCUGUAUUCUCUUCUUCAAGUUGAACAAAUGCCUUAUUAACACUUAGCAGCUUGGAAUGGUACUAAAGCUCAACACUUUCUAAUGUUUUGCACAGCUGGCUUUGAGUGUGAUAUUCUUUCAGUGGUUUCAUGAAUCCUGAUGAGUUGGUUCUCUGGUUGUCAUUCGAAGGUGCCCGUUAUUUCCACGUUACAGAGAAGUGUUUUUAAAUCUCUCUCUUCAUGCAAUAGCUCCCCCAAAUCUCCCAGGGGCCCUUGUGUGCCUUCAAAUUCCUAAACGCCACCGUACUUUUAACAGAAAAUGAUCCGACAAAAGUAUUUUAUACGUAACGAUGUGUAUAUAUUGCAUUCAUGUAUUGUCCCCCCCUCCUUAAUGAACAAUUUAAAAACAAUCCCAAAGUCUAGAGAACAACAUCUGGAUGCACCUCCCCCCCCCCCGCUCCCAACAAUCAAAUCUGCUGUUCACAAUCAAACUCAGAGUGAUGUAUUCCUUGUUCGGACUGAUAUGCAGUGUCUGUAUGGCAGCAAUAACGGGCUCUCGAGGACAGAGUGACUUCAGGCGUGGAGGACAACUGAUUUUUUUUUCUUGCCUUAAGCUUGACAAUAAUGCUCCUGCGUGUGAGAGCUGAGGAGUGUUGCUUAUGGAGUCAGUUUCCAGGUGAAAAUGAUUCUGCUAUGCAUUAAAAUUCUGCCUAAUGCCUUUAAAAAUGAGGAGGAAAAAAACGAAAAAAAAACAACAAACAAACAAACCUUGUUGCCUAUAGAACUAGACUUGUUGUAGAUGCUUGAUUUACUCUGUUAGCAUCCUGGAGCCAAUCUGCCUUGUUAAGGACGCAGUGCGAGCAUCUUAAUAGGUUCAGGUGUGUGUGGGUGGGGUGUGUUUAGGCUAUGCAAACGCAGCAAAUGUAACAUAUGUCAUGAAAAUGAGAUUGUAAAAUAUAGCUGCGUAUUCACAGAGCGGAAAAGCAUUCAGAGAGAAUCACGUCACGAUGUAAACUAUUAGGAUGCCUUAACUCCGGUCUGUCCGAGUGUCUGUAUGCCGUUCUGGGUUGAGUUUCCUUUUUUUUUCUCCAUGACUAAGACAGAAGUCGGUAACUCUUUUUUCCCUUUGCUUUGUGUUUUGGGGCACAGGGUGGACUUUGAGGGAUGGGUGGGAGGAGGGAGAUAGCUUGUUUUAUUUUUUUGUUGCAUAUAAAGCUGGUUCUGCAGCUUGAAAGACCCAAGUCAAAAAAAAAAAAAGGAAAACGAAACCAGCAUGGACAGUAGACGCUGCCGUCCUCGUCUGUCUCAACCAAAGAGUGAACAACAUGUUCCCGUCAGACAGAGACUGCACAACUCUAUUUUUGAUACUUUGAAAUGGAUGUCAUUCCUAAAAGGUUGGGGACAUGUAUGAGUGUUGAAUAUAUAUGAUAUAUAUGGAUGUAUAUAUAUAUAUAUAUAUACAUCCAUAUAUACACACAUGUUUAUAUACACACACAUGUAUAUAUAUAUGUAUAUACACACACAUGUGCAUAUACAUAUAUGUGUGUACAUAUGUUUUGUAAAAUAAAAGGGAAAUACAGGUUUAGCUGAUGUUUACCGAGCCUUGUAUUGUCAUUUCUUGUAAAUUUUGUAUGUUCAAUUUUUUGUAAUUUUUAAGACUGCAGUGCUUUUUGAAAUUAUUCAAAGGAAAAACCUUGCAUCAUACUGUAGGCUCUAAAGUAGUGUAUAUCAAUAAAACUCAAAAUUCA